AACACAUAAAGCACAUGCCUCCAAGCUACUCAUCUUCAAUUGUGUCGUUAAGUCUUCAAUGGACUCGUAAGUGGGCUUUCUAUUAUACUAGUGAUUUGGGCCCGUGAAGUAGCGUUUUUUUUUUUCAGUUGCACCAUUUUAUUGUCCGUUUUUUCCUCUGUAACUGAGAUUUUGCACUUGACUCAUUAGAUGUCUAUCCUUCUUAGCUCUAGUAUCCUUAGAAUUGGAAUAUUUAUCACAGUUUGAACUGGUACCAUGAUUAGAGUAAGUCAUCUGUUGCACAAGCAGUUUGCUAUAGGCAUGAAAAGCUAUCAGAGCAAGCUGGUAAGACAAGUCCAAUGUUUUUCCAACAGUUCCAAAAGAUUCAACUCACAAGAAACCUCAUCAAAGGUAUCAUCUUCGGAGCAGCAGAAAGCGUUUCUUAAGGAAUAUAAGAUCCGGUCGUCGUUAGAAAGGCUUAUAUACUAUUAUGCAUCCAAACCUCUCCCCAAAUUUUCAAUCAAAGCGUUGUAUGACCAAUCUCGAAAAUUAUCAGAACCCUUCAUCUUGCAAAAUGCAAGAGAUACGGUGGAAGCCUUGCUUGCGUAUAAUGCAAGGAGACUUAAGGAGUUCAGGAAUUUGCCUUAUCUAGUGAUGUUAAAUCCCCUGAUAUCUGAAUCAUACAACAUGUAUCUAAAAUCAAUGUCAGCAUUGCUUAAUGCUUCAUUGAAUCCUCCACUCACGGUCAAAGAUAAUGAAGAAUUUCAAGAAAGCACGCUUAAUGCAUUUAUCAACAUUCAUGCGGAUACUUUACCCGGCUUAUCCAAAGGAUUUGGUGAGGUGAUCCACUUGAUAUCUCUUGAACAGAUUAAACAAUUUUUAGAUGUGCAUUUAAAAGAACGUAUCAGUAUGCGUCUUAUUGUGCACCAGCAUAUUGAAUUGUCAAAGGCUUUAAAUAGUCCUGCUGGAUAUGAAAAAGGUGGUGAUUUCAAUGGGGUAAUCAAAAAUCUUAAUAUUCUGGAUAUUGUUAGGAAAAAUGCCGAAUUAGUAAAUGAUAUCUGUUUGAUGAAGUAUGAUACAGCCAUUCCUAUAAAGAUAGAUCAUAAUCUAUACCCAACCAGCUAUUGGAGUAGACGCGAUCCUCCUUUACAACUAGAUGAGAAAACUGGAGAUGUCUUCUUCCCUUACAUUGAAUAUCAUCUUGAUUAUAUCUUUAUGGAACUAUUUAAAAACGCAUUUCGUUCCCAUGCAGAAAACAAAAUUGCUGAUCCAGUUCAAAUCACCAUCUCUACCUCUUCCAAUCCUUCCUAUCUAGAAGUAAGAAUACGUGAUAAAGGCAAAGGUAUACCACAAAAUACUUUAAAUCAUAUAUUUGACUAUUCCUUCACAACAUAUGAGUCAAACGAAGGUGAAGCCUACAAGACUCUAAAUGUUCCACCCGGAUUAGGAGGCAACACUGUAGCGGGUAUGGGUUAUGGCCUUCCUUUACUGAAAAACUACGUUGAAAUCUUUAACGACACCUUGCAUGAACAUUCUGACGAUGGUCCUAGUAUAAAAGGUCUGUUAUCGGUACAAAGCUAUUACGGUUGGGGUACCGAUGUCUAUCUCAAGACUGUUGGUGUCUAAUGUUGUUCGUCUAUAGUCUUUAAUAGUAAUCUAAUCUAAUGAUGA
Molecule: messenger RNA, 1650 nt
Organism: Hyphopichia burtonii NRRL Y-1933
Lineage: Eukaryota; Fungi; Ascomycota; Pichiomycetes; Serinales; Debaryomycetaceae
Product: alpha-ketoacid dehydrogenase kinase family protein
Exons: 1
Coding region: 256-1605 (449 amino acids)
Biological process (GO): regulation of glucose metabolic process; protein phosphorylation
Cellular component (GO): mitochondrion
Molecular function (GO): pyruvate dehydrogenase (acetyl-transferring) kinase activity
Source: RefSeq, a predicted model, not a curated record